Messenger RNA from Fusarium vanettenii 77-13-4, 510 nucleotides. RefSeq lists its product as uncharacterized. The annotation marks the transcript as partial. The record is from RefSeq and is a predicted model, not a curated record. Lineage: Eukaryota; Fungi; Ascomycota; Sordariomycetes; Hypocreales; Nectriaceae. The transcript has a single exon.
AUGAAACUGGCCCAGAUCAAGUCAUGGUAUUUGGAAUGCUCAGAGAACCACACAAAGUGCACCGCGUAUCCCAAUAUGGUCACGCAAGGCAGCCAGUUACCAUCCCGUCUUUUGGACCUCCAAGGAGACAAGAUCAAACUAGAAUGCAACGUCAAGAGUCUGCCUCAUCUGCAAUACACGACGCUGAGCCACAUGUGGGGUCCUGAUCCCGACACAUGUCUUCAGCUGACCCAGGCUCGACUUCAUGAUUUUGAGUCUGAUAUCCCUUCGUCUCUGUUACCGACCAAAUAUCUUGAAGCAAUCCGUAUCGCAAAGGCUCUUGGCUUUCGAUAUAUCUGGAUUGACUCACUCUGCAUCAUUCAAGAUUCGGACGAGGAUUGGAAGAAAGAGGCUUUGAAGAUGGCUGCUGUAUACGGUCGAACUUCUCUUAACAUUUCAUAUGUGUACCCGCCAUCUGAUAGCGCAAGCCACAACCAUCUCCGAGAUCCUAGAAUAAUAGUUCCAUGCGAA